AUGACAGGACAAGUUUCAGAACGUCCUGAUAAAGGAAAGGGGGUAGCAAGGCCUAAAAAGAGGCAACGACAUGCACCAAAGUAUGUACUUAGGGUGCCUGCUAAACUACCUACCAUUGUUGCCUGCAUACACCCUUCUCCUACCCUUGCAGUACAUCCUUCUAUUACCCCUACAGCAGACCCUCUUCCUCCUCUUGUGAUUAUAACCCCCACUCCUCCCCCUGUGGUUAUUACCCCCACUCCUCUCCUUGACCCUACUUCUAUACCUUCCUCAUCUUGUAUACCACCUUCUAAGACUGUCACACCAUCUGCUGAUCCAGAUUCAAGUGGUGGUGGUGAAGGUCUUGACCUGCCCCUCCAUGGUUGA
Molecule: messenger RNA, 366 nt
Organism: Vigna umbellata (rice bean)
Lineage: Eukaryota; Viridiplantae; Streptophyta; Magnoliopsida; Fabales; Fabaceae
Source: RefSeq, a predicted model, not a curated record